CGCAGAGCCUCUGUGUGGGGCUAGUGGACCAUGUUCCGUCCUAUAGGAGAGAGAGACUUCCAGACCUCGGCUCGAAGGAUGGGGACGUCCCUGCUCUUCCAGCUGUCGGUUCAUGAGCGAGAGUUGGACCUCAUGUUUCUUGACCACAGCUAUGCCAAACCCUGGAACGCCCACCCGGAUGCCAGCAGCGCGGGGCCCACCCGCAUGCUGUUCGUCACCCCUCGGCGGCAGCCGGAGCCUUCUGUUGAUUCGGACAUUUCCAUUGACGUAGAGACAGUCACACCCAUGCCAAUGCCUCUCUAUGACAAUCUGAAAGCCCGUAGUGUGAUGAACGAGUGUGAUCGCCACGUUCUGUUUGCUCGAACCAUAGCUGAUGGACCUCUGCCUCCCGAUGAUUGGGAAGAACACAUAAACAAGGCUGGCUGGUCUUUGGCUCAGAACAAGCUCUUCAAAAAAGUAUUGAAAGCACUGCAGGCAGAAAGACUCAGCAGAUUGGCCAAUGAGGGGGCCUGUAAUGAACCUGUCUUACGCAGGAUAGCUGUGGAUAAAUGUGCUCGUAAGGUCCGCCAUGCUCUGGCCAGCAUCAACUGGGACAUAAAGCUGACUCAGUGGCUUCAUAGCACACUUGUGGAGUCUUUGAGUCUUGCUAUGCUGGUCGCUUACCUUGAUGUACUGCAGACACUCAAAAGCAAGGUACCAUCCCUGAUCGACAGGAUGUUGCUGUCAUCCUCUGUAAAAACAGGAGCGGCAGGAGCUGAGGCUCUUUCUCUGCUGCUUAAGCGGCCAUGGGACCCUGCUGUGGGUGUACUAUCACACAACAAACCAAGUAAACUUCCUGGAUCCCCCCUGAUCCUGAUAGCUCCAUCAGGACCAACAAAUCCCUCCUUCUCUACCUCUCGACGAAUGAGAUUCUGGCAGUCUCAGCUCUCCUGUCUAGGGAAGGUAAUUCCCAUUAACGUUCAUGUGGGCAGUGGAGCCAACAUCGGAAUCACGCAAUGUGUAGAGCACAUGAUCGGCAAAGUCAGAGGAAAAGUCAUUGAGGAUGUUGAUGAUCCGCUGUUGGACAUGAAGACUCCAGUGCUGUUUGUGGUCGGUCAGAACACACUUCAGUGCAGUCCUGAGACUAUGGAGGAGUUCAGGCAGAAGAUUCAGGCUGAUAACAGCAUGGUAGUUGUCGGAGGUGCAGAUGACAACUUGAGGAUCAACUCCACUAAGAUGAAGACGGAAGGCGUGACCCAGACCAUGGUGGAUCGCUGCAUUCAAGAUGAGAUAGUCGAUUUUCUGACAGGAGUUUUGACCCGUACUGAGAGCCAAGGCCAUGGCUCCUGUGAGACUCGAGAUUUGGAUGCAGAAAAGAAGAAGAAACCUCGUCGUGAGCUGCCCUUUGACCCUGAGAGGUCACGUCCCUCUUCACCUGCUGUGAGGGUAUCCAUCUCCCCAUCUGGGUCUGAGGAUAUGUCCAGUGUCUGCAGUAGUCCUACAGCCAGCCCCAAACCCAAGAUGGUUGGACUUUCUCCAGCUCAGAAAUCCAGUCUCAUUACUGCCACACAGCUGCUGAAGACACACAUGCAGCGCUCAGGAACUGUGCUCACACAUAAACAAGCGCAAGUGCCGGUGCCCAGUGAGCAGGUGGAGGGUUUGGACCGAGACGACCUGAGGCUCCACCUCAAGAGAAGACAAACUCCCAGUCCCACUCCCACCAAAGCCUCCAAAAGAGCCAACAUCAAAGUCACCAUCGUCUCCCACGGAGACGCGGCUGGAAAUAUGGCAGGCUCCACUUCUCAAGAAGGAAAGCCCCUCGGACUGACAGUGGACCAAACUGUAUCUGGGGCCAAAGAGCUGUCUGGGCUUCUCAGUGCACAAAGGUCAGGAGGUUUGGCAGACAUGUCUGGAGCUUUGGGUUCCAGUGAAGGGCCGUUUCACAGCCUGCAGGGGAGUGUGAUGUCUGGUUCUUCCUCUCCUGUCCAGGCUCAGGCCCACGCCACUGCGCAAGCUCCUUCUGCCAGGAGUCUGCUGCAGGGCCUCAGCCUCAGUCUGCAGGAGAUCAACACUAAAUCACCAGGCGUCCCCUCCACCACACAGGUGUGUCAGGGGCAGGUGUUGAGCACACUAGUGCGGGCGCUGCCGGUCGUGUCGACGGGAUCCAGGAUGACCAAAACCACACCCAUCCACCAUCUCCUCACCAACGGCGGCCUGGCCAAACUAGCCCAUAGUCUGCCAGGACUGGCCCACGUCUCCAGCCAGAGCACGGGACUCAAAGUUCCCACCACUAUCACAGUUACACUGCGUGGCCAGCCCAGCAGGAUUCCUGCUCUCAGCCACAUGGUGACGCCAGCACCUGCUCACAGCACACCGGAAAACCAGGUGUGUGACCCACCAUCAUACACACGCUGAAGCAUGGCUGUCUGUUACUUCUCUCCAUCUGCUCUCUGAGAACCAGAGCCAAACAGGACAGUAGGUCGUUUCACCAUGCUUUGACUCAUGCUUGACAAAUUUGAGGAGCUCGUCAGAGUCAUUUAGGAUUUCCAUUAACAAUUUCCAUAAAACAAUUAUUUAUUUGUUUAGUUUCCUCGCUUCAGCACUCUGCGGUGUGUCGUCGGUGCGCUGCUGUAGUAACCGUCUCAUUGAGCAUGCUGAGAGAUGAGGUGUAAUUAUUUGCUUAAUCACUCUGAAGAGCAUAAUUAUAUGCUUGCCAUUUUUGUUUUGGAUCAGCUUAGGUAUUUGUAAUGGUUUAGUUUAUUUAAGAAUGCUUGUGAGUCAUAAAAGUACUAUAACUUGACUUUGUAAUUUG
Carassius carassius (crucian carp) is the source of this 2791-nucleotide messenger RNA. RefSeq names its product KAT8 regulatory NSL complex subunit 3-like. Gene Ontology annotation, biological process: positive regulation of transcription by RNA polymerase II. The record is from RefSeq and is a predicted model, not a curated record. Lineage: Eukaryota; Metazoa; Chordata; Actinopteri; Cypriniformes; Cyprinidae. Bases 31 to 2394 code for a protein of 787 amino acids. The transcript has 17 exons. Gene Ontology annotation, cellular component: NSL complex.